CACUAGCUCCACUCUCUGUAGUUUUAAACCUUUAACUAAGGUUUGAAGCUCUAUUGCUCACGGUUCAGGGCAAUCCGGUCAUCCCGGUUGGGACUUUUGAAAUUACACUCACAGUAUUAUAAAUGCCUCUGUCCGCAAAACAAGAAAGACGCGCUACUUUUGCAGAGAAAAGCAUGGGAAACAAUGGAGUUUUAAAAACUGUAUUCUAGGCAUUUUAAAACGUCUCUUGUUCUCUAAAGUUGCACAGCUUUGCAGCAGAAAAACUUUGGAAAAAAGUCGACCAUUAGGGCUAAACAUCCAGCGAUCUCUGCUGUGGCGGUGAUGGAAACCGAGGAGGAGGUAGUGCCGCAUGAGCCGAAGCGGACAGGUGGUGCUGCGCUGCCGCUGCUGCUGGACUACACAGCUGCCUGUUGUCAUGGAGGAGCAAAGAUGGCGGUCCUGGCCUAUAGCCUGGGCAAACGCGAAAUAAAUCAACAUUUUACCAUCAAAAAUGCCAAACUGAUAUCGCUGGCGGCGGUUCUUUUGCUGCUCUGUUUCCACACGGCUUUGCGGCAUUACGGAGGCGGAGACUCGUGUGAAUGGCUGCUGUCCAGAGGACGCUACCUGGGGGACAAUGUAUGGCAGCCUUAUGGCUGUAUGAUGCACAAAUACAAAAGCAUUGAAGCCAAAACUUGCCUUUCCAAGAAACGUGUGGUCUUUGCCGGUGACUCACGAAUCAGGCAGCUCUUUUACUCCUUUGUCAAAAUUAUCAACCCUGAGCGGACAGAAGAUGGAAACAAGCACGAGGACAUCUUCUUUCAAGUUGAGAAGUCUUCUCUUAAUGUGGACUUUCUUUGGUAUCCAGAGGCAAAUAACUCAAUGAAGGAACGCCUGAUGUCAUGGACACAUGAAGCUUCAGCGAGGCCUGAUGUGGUUAUCCUUGGGGCUGCAACAUGGUCUAUCAAGUUGCACAGUGGCAGCAGCGAAGCCCUGCAGCAGUACAAGGUCAACCUGACAGCCAUCGCCGUGCAUCUGGAUAGACUGGCUGAGCAUGCAGAGGUCUACUGGGUCCUGCAAGAUCCGGUAAACGAGAACAUGUUGAGUGAUAACAGGAAGAUGAUCACCAACCAACAACUUGACCUGUACAAUGAAGUGGCGUUGGAGGUGCUUAAGAGCAGCAAGUAUAGCAGGAGGUCUCGGGUCAAGCUGCUGGCAGCGGCCCGUCAGGCUGCUCUGGAAACGAUCAUAAACUCAGACGAUGGUUUACACCUGCCAGAGAGCACCAGGAAUGUGGGAGCUAUGGUUCUCAUGAACUCCCUUUGCAACAAGCAGCUGAGGCCCAUUGAUGGCUCCUGCUGCCAGACGAUCCCACCCCCAAACCUCUUCCAGAAACUGUCAGCCUGUCUCUUCCUGGGCGCAGCCGUCGUCUUCGUGGUCCUCCAUGUCCUCGGCUACAACCGUCAUCGCCGACCCAUCCCCCCCGACGUGGAGAGCCUCGAGGAGAAGAAGCCCGCCGCUGCGGCCGCCCCCCUCGGGCCAAAAGACCCUUUCCAGGCUCUCUGCAGGAUGGGCGUUAUAAUGUUGUACUUCUACCUGUGUGACCGAGCAGAUGUGUUCAUGAAGGAGCAGAAGUUCUACACACACUCGACGUUCUUCAUCCCCCUCAUCUAUAUACUUGUGCUGGGAGUGUUUUACAGUGAGAACAGCAAAGAGGCCAAGUUGCUCAACCGAGAGCAAACAGAUGAAUGGAAAGGCUGGAUGCAGCUCGUCAUCCUUAUCUAUCACAUUUCUGGAGCCAGUGCCUUUGUUCCUGUGUACAUGCAUGUGCGAGUAUUGGUGGCGGCAUACUUGUUUCAGACUGGUUAUGGACACUUUUCCUUUUUCUGGCUCAAAGGAGACUUUGGACUUUAUAGAGUUUGUCAGGUGUUGUUCCGGCUCAACUUUCUUGUGGUGGUACUUUGUGUUGUAAUGGACAGACCAUACCAGUUCUACUACUUCGUCCCCUUGGUGACGGUCUGGUUUGUCAUCAUCUACGCCACAAUGGCUAUGUGGCCUCAGAUCCUUCAAAAGAGGACUAACAGUAGCGGUAUCUGGCAUCUCGGGGUUCUGGCGAAGUUACUGGGCCUGUUGCUGUUUAUCUGCUUCUUUGCCUUCUCACAGAGGUUUUUUGAGAGCGUCUUCUCAGUGUGGCCCAUCUCCAAGCUUUUUGAGCUAGACGGAAGCAUCCACGAGUGGUGGUUCAGAUGGAAGCUGGACCGGUUUGCUGUGAUUCAUGGUAUGAUGUUUGCCUUCAUCUACCUGGUACUGCAGAAGCGUCAGGUGUUGUCAGAGGGCAAAGGAGAGGCUCUCUUCCCUGCAAAGAUUUCCAACCUGCUCCUGUUCCUGUCUGUUGUUUCCUUCAUAACUUACUCAAUAUGGGCGAGCAACUGCAAAACCAAAACGGAGUGCAACGAGAUGCACCCUUACAUCUCUGUGGUCCAGAUUUUGGCCUUCAUCCUAAUCAGGAACAUUCCUGGCUAUGCCCGCUCUGUAUACAGCUCAUUUUUCUCAUGGUUUGGAAAGAUCUCCCUGGAGCUGUUCAUAUGUCAGUAUCACAUUUGGCUUGCGGCAGACACCAAGGGAAUCUUGGUCCUGAUCCCGGGGAGCCCAACACUCAACAUCUUGGUCAGCACCUUCAUCUUUGUUUGUGUCGCCCAUGAGGUUUCUCUCAUCACCAACGACCUGGCUCAGGUGGUCAUCCCCAAAGAUAGCAUGGCCCUGCUGAGGAGACUGGGGGCCGUGGCGGUCUUCAGUCUAAUUUUACUGCUGUUGAGCAGCGGUAACCGGCUCACACCUGGAACCUGAAGGAAACUUUAUGAUGGGAGGACUGGGCUGUGGUCUGGGCUCCUGCUGUGAAAACAACUAGUCAAACUCUAGAUUUUAUUUUCUAUUUCACGCUACUGUUGGCCACAUGAAGGAGUACUUCAGUCAGAUUGUUGGUGUUCUUGAUUGCUGUAAAAUAAUGCUCGGCAAGAAGGAUAUUUAAAAAGGAGGAAAAACUCUGAAAUGUUUACAUUACCUGCAUUCUAGAUUUGGAGACCUAAAACCACUUUCUCUAGGCUCAGGACGUCAUGCUCGCUGUGAACUUUGUAGCAGUUCUUCUGCUCAUGUUUAAGAUAAAGUUUGUUUAAUGAUUAUGCCCUUGUUCCUCUGAGGAUCUCUCCGUCCACACGGCACCAAACAUCACUAGCCUAUUUGGGGUCUUCUGCUUUAUUACAAAUAUUCUGAACAUCUUGUCACUGACACUUAAAGGUGUCGCUUGACUGCUCAAAAAGCUAUCGAGGCUUAAAUGAAAAGUUGUUGUGCAAUUGUAUAAAGUUUUGGGGAUAUACUGCCUCAUUGUUUUUUCUAUUGAAGCAAUGUUUGAGAUUAUUACGUUUGCAGAAAGGCGCUGUGGUCACCUGCUGUAGCUCAGAAACGACAUGCGACAUGUACAGUAUUUAAUGACUUUAAGCUUCUAUUUUAUAGUUUGGGCUUUGUUUUGUUCUUUGCGUCCAUAACUGCUGUUUGUGAAUUAUCGCAGAGAAUUUUGUACCCAUCCUACUUUCUCCUAGACGAGGUUGAGCCUUUCAGUCUAAUUACUGUGCGACCUAUUAGUGGCACACGUGUAAAUAUAUGUAUAUUUGUACGAUAGGACAGAUUUAUUUUGUACAGUCGUGUGUCUCUGUUCUUACAUUUAAAACAUGCCUCAUAAUAGCUGUGGUGGAAAACCUCACCAUGUUGCACAUAUUGUUCUACUAUAGAACAGAAACGUCUCUCCCUCAGCCUGUGACCUAGAAGACCAGAAGGUGAGGUGAUUUAAUAUAUUUGUUAAAUGUUUAGGGGAAGGCUUUUUUGAGAAAUGUUCCUUUUUCCUCCAUGGAGUUCUGCAUAUAGUAGAUGUUCAACUGUGUUAAUGUUUGGGCACUUAAAAUCAAGACCACUUGAGCAUUAAAAAACCACUUUGUGAUGCACUGAGAGAACUACUCUUACUGUUGCAGCAAUGAAAAUAUUGUUCUACAUGUCUGUUGCCAAGUGGGUCAUUGUCUCUAUGCCUGUUUUACUCAUUUGAGAGGGAGCACUUUUAUUUUAAGCCAUCGUUUUCUUUCCUAUUUUCAUCUCUAAGAUGAAAUCUAGAGUUUAGCAGAUUGUUUUGCUCAUAAGAAACUGAUUAUAUUAAAGUCGGUGUUGUGUCCAAAUUUUUGAGCUGCUUACCUUUUGGUUGUAAAACAUUGCGUGGCAAUCAUUUUCUAUUUAUGUAGUUUUCCUUUUUGGAGGAAAAUGAGGACAUUUUGUUUUUGUUAAAACACAAUCUACAGUUUUUGAGGCUGUGUUUUAGUUUAUACUCAAGGCCAACCUGCAAUUGCUACCUGCAGUCGGAACCUCGUAUAACUCGGAAUGGUAUUUACAUGCUACCAUUUCCCUUUGAUACACGUAUAAAGUUUACUGACCUCUUUUCUUUUAUUGACCAACAGCAAAGUGGUUAAUCUGGCCGUUGUUUCACGCCUUAAUUGAUCUGUUUGAUCGUGUGAAAGCAACAAAUGUUACAACCUUUUUAAAGGGCCUCCUCAAAUAUUACAUGUUUUUUUUGUGUUUGUGCGUGGUGUCUGACAAAGUGUGGAUGUGUCUUCAUAUUUAUAAAUGCCUUUAUUCUGUUGUACAUUGUUUUAAAAAAAGCCAUCUUGAUUAAAAAAAUGUUUUGGGUUU
Girardinichthys multiradiatus is the source of this 4704-nucleotide messenger RNA. It is a transcript of the gene casd1, whose product is annotated as CAS1 domain containing 1. The coding region runs from base 322 to 2823 and encodes 833 amino acids. The record is from RefSeq and is a predicted model, not a curated record. Gene Ontology annotation, molecular function: N-acetylneuraminate 9-O-acetyltransferase activity. NCBI's taxonomy places the organism in Eukaryota, Metazoa, Chordata, Actinopteri, Cyprinodontiformes, Goodeidae. The transcript has 18 exons. Gene Ontology annotation, cellular component: Golgi membrane.